AUGCCAAAAACAAUUGCUCCAAAGGAAUUCGAAUUUGCGAUUGUCACGGGGAAAGUUCAUUUUCUGAGAGCGAUGGGGAAAGGACAAUACAUGAAAGCAAAGAGCACUUGCCAAGGCGAAGGUUUGGUCCACCUCGUUAUGGACGAUCGAGGUCAAGAGUGGCACGAUUACGUCCUUCAAUUCAUGGAGUCGCAUUUCCCAUCCCAAGACAAGUUUUGGAUCGGAGCUGACGACGCUGAUUGGGAUGACCAGUUUUCUUGGGUUGAUGAGAGAUUGGUGGCUGAUUCAAUGAAGACCUUCUGGCUUCCGGGAGAGCCUCAUUUCAAGAACCGAGUAGUGGAUGAAAGAUGUGUCGCGAUGGGGAAGUCUCCAGAGUCUCCAGGGGGGAUGUGGGAGGAUGUCGCCUGUACCAAAACCCUGCCUAUCACCUGCGAAAUCCGUUUUCCCUAACUCCUUCCCAAGAAACCCAUGAAAGAUGUG
Molecule: messenger RNA, 480 nt
Organism: Darwinula stevensoni
Lineage: Eukaryota; Metazoa; Arthropoda; Ostracoda; Podocopida; Darwinulidae
Source: the annotation of a GenBank genome assembly